Molecule: messenger RNA, 536 nt
Organism: Eurytemora carolleeae
Lineage: Eukaryota; Metazoa; Arthropoda; Copepoda; Calanoida; Temoridae
Product: pyridoxal 5'-phosphate synthase subunit PdxT-like
Exons: 7
Coding region: 83-346 (87 amino acids)
Biological process (GO): pyridoxal 5'-phosphate biosynthetic process; pyridoxine metabolic process
Cellular component (GO): cytosol; glutaminase complex
Molecular function (GO): glutaminase activity
Source: RefSeq, a predicted model, not a curated record
GGGAGGCAGGAUCGGGAGGAGGGGGGCGAGGGAAGGGGGCAACGAUUAAAUUUGAAAUGGGGAGAGAGGGCUCAUACAACACAUGAAGAUAUUCUCUAAAAUGAUCUCUAGCAUUACAAUAGGAGUCUUAGGAAUACAAGGAUCUAUUCAAGAACAUAUAGAUUUACUUCAAAUAGCAAUUUCAAGGAUGUCACUAAGGACGGGUAUAAAAACCAGAACAGUGGGAAAAGCUGAUGAUCUCCAUGGCGUUGAUGGUCUUAUCAUACCAGGAAGACGAUGUUCGAACUCAAGACCAAUGAACAUAAAACAAGGCAAGUGCGCAGUGAAAUCAGACCAGUUUCAAUGAAAAAGUGGAGAAUCAACUACCCUGAAGAAAUUUCUGAAUGAGGAUUUUCUAAAUACUCUUCAAGACUGGAGGGAAGGGGGGAGAACAGGUCAGUGGAUAUGAUCUAGAAGUAUACGGAAAAAAGCACCUAGGUGCAAUGUUUGUUUGAAUUACUGCGGUUUGAACUAUUGUUCAUAUUAACUAAUGUUCA